Tinamus guttatus (white-throated tinamou) is the source of this 1892-nucleotide messenger RNA. The record is from RefSeq and is a predicted model, not a curated record. NCBI's taxonomy places the organism in Eukaryota, Metazoa, Chordata, Aves, Tinamiformes, Tinamidae.
CUCAUGAAAAGCAUAUCUGGGCAUGAACUUCUGGAAGAAGCUCGGAGAAAGGGCUUGCCUUUUGCACAGUGGGAUGGACCCACAGUGGUGGCCUGGCUGGAGCUCUGGCUAGGAAUGCCAGCUUGGUACGUCGCUGCCUGCCGCGCCAACGUCAAGAGCGGAGCUAUCAUGUCGGCUUUGUCUGAUACUGAGAUUCAGAGAGAAAUUGGGAUCAGCAAUCCUCUUCAUCGCUUGAAACUGCGCCUAGCAAUCCAGGAGAUGGUCUCUCUUACGAGUCCAUCAGCGCCUCCAACAUCCAGAACACCCUCAGGCAAUGUCUGGGUGACCCACGAAGAAAUGGAAAAUCUCGCUGCUCCGGCUAAAACGAAAAAAUCUGAAGAAGGCAGCUGGGCUCAGACCCUGGCUUAUGGCGAUAUGAACCACGAAUGGAUAGGUAACGAAUGGCUCCCCAGUCUGGGCUUACCUCAGUAUCGCAGUUAUUUUAUGGAGUGCCUGGUAGAUGCAAGGAUGUUAGAUCAUCUGACAAAGAAAGAUCUGCGUGUGCACUUAAAAAUGGUCGAUAGCUUUCAUCGAACAAGCUUGCAAUAUGGAAUCAUGUGUUUAAAGAGGUUGAAUUAUGAUAGAAAAGAACUGGAAAAGCGAAGAGAAAUGAGUCAGCAUGAAAUAAAAGAUGUGCUGGUAUGGAGCAAUGAUCGAGUCAUACGCUGGAUACAAGCUAUUGGCCUACGAGAAUAUGCAAAUAAUAUUCUAGAAAGUGGUGUACAUGGUUCACUUAUAGCACUUGAUGAAAACUUCGAUUACAGCAGUUUAGCUUUAUUAUUACAGAUACCAACACAAAACACCCAGGCACGGCAGAUCCUUGAGAGAGAAUACAACAACCUUUUAGCACUAGGAACUGAAAGAAGACUUGAGGAAAGCGAUGACAAGAACUUCCGCCGCGGCCCCUCGUGGCGACGGCAGUUUCCCCCGCGCGAGGUGCACGGGAUCAGCAUGAUGCCCGGCUCCUCGGAAACGCUGCCAGCGGGAUUCAGACUGACCACAACGUCAGGGCAGUCACGGAAAAUGGCAACGGACGUUGCUUCAUCACGACUGCAGAGGUUAGACAGCUCGACAGUUCGCACAUACUCAUGCUGACAAGGCCUAGCAAAGAAGCCAGCACUGAAUCGUUAUGUCAUCUCUUUCUUCUACUUUACCUGAAGUGCACUACCACUACUUAGGAAAAAGAGCAUUAAAACUCUCUUCAAGAACAGGGUAAUAGGGAAGAGAACACAUAAGUUUUAUCAGACAAGGAGCUAUGAUGUUCUUUUCACGUAUUGAUUAGUUUAAAACAAGAAUUUUAAAAAACUAAAUUAUUAAAAAAGAAGAAAAAUGAAACAACCUCCCCCUUUCCUCUCAGCAUUUCUGUCAUCAGAAAUUUGGCAGUAGUGCACAUCCAAAGCUUUUAUCAAAUGAAGCCACUCAUUCUUACAUCGGUCCAUCUGUUUUCUUGUAAAAUACUAGACAUUUACGUAUUUACUGUGUAUGUAUUUCUUUUAAAAUGUGUAAGUCUUAUGUAAAUUGAUAUAAAUAUGAUUUUUUAAAAAUAAAAUCUAUGGUACAUGGGGUCUCAGUGCAAACAUUUGACAAUACAGUGUCAAUAAUACUGUUUGUAUCUUUCCAUUCCACCAUUUUUACAGUUUUUGGAUUGUAACAGUCAAAUGAAUAUGUUUAGCAGAGUUAGAAGCUUCAACACAUUCUUACUGAAGAAAUCUGUCAAUAUUUCAAGCUGAACACCUGCCUCUGAUGAUGUACAAUAGAAUGACAUAACCUGGAACUGGAGCCAAAAUGGACCUCUAAAGACAAAAUGGAAAUGUCAGCUCUCUGUGGAGAAUCACCAUGAUGGCUCACCUCUU